AUGUCGCCACCCGCCAGUCUGGAGUUCGUCCACCAAGCACCAGAGCUCAUCGACAACAUCAUCAAGCAACUUAACGAAAAGAGGGAUUUAUCGAAUGCUCGACUUACGUGCAAGUUGUUAGAUAAGCACGCCGCUAGAGAGCUUUUCCGCAAUGUACACAUCUCUCCAUCCGAAGAGCACGUGACCUCUUGGAACAGCAUCGGCCAGGACGAAGUCAUCCGGCGGAUACCUCGACAUGCAAUCAUCCACACACAUCCGGAUCUCGAAGAUCACGGGGCGGGUGUCUAUAGAGAACCUAUAGAUGAUGAUGAUGUUGUUCUGAGCUUCAAGAACGCCCUGGCCACCUUGUCAAGAUUUCCCAAUCUCCGCUCACUAGAGAUCGCCUUCACCCCAGAGUGUGUUGGAAGGAAAGAUGCUGGUUGGAAUGACGUAGCAGAAGACAUUGAGCAGCGCAAGGAAGACUUGACGCUCAUCUUCCAGGCUAUCAAGGACAGGGCGACAGACGAAAAGAGCAGGACGAUUCGCGAGUUGACCAUUAGCAACCUCCAAAACUGUCCUAUUCCUGAGUUCACCUCUUCGGGUCUCUUCCGCGACGUCAUGAGUCAGCUGGAAGAGCUCCAUAUCCUCAUCACGCAGGAAUACAACGAACAUGGGCCUGACCACGAUUACACCAGAGUCGAGUUGCAAACUUUUCCAGCCUAUUUCUGUUCGCACUGGUUAGCACCCAUCGCUGAGAACCUGAAGGCAUUAUCGAUCUACGGCAGAGAGAACUGGGGCCCCUUCCCUGGCUACUUCGACCCUAGUAGUAUAUCUUUUCCGAAACUCGAGACGCUGGCUCUAGGUUAUUACACACUUGCGUAUGACGACGCUCUCGACUGGGUUUUCGCCGUUACUUCGUUGCGCAAGCUUAUCCUCCACAACUGUAUGAUUGCUUCUUGGCUACGCAUUUAUCGCAGCAAUAUGGAGCAGUGGAACAUCCGCAUGCAUGACUGGACCAAGAUGCAGGACGCGACCCGGGCCGGCCGGGGCGACUGGAGCGAGACCUUCGCAUACGGUGGGAGGUGGAGUCAGCAUUUCGAUCGCAUCGCAGCAGACCUACCUAACCUUGUCGACUUCCAGUUUGGCUAUGCAGAUUCAUACAGCGAGCAUCCGUCCACCUCAUACGGGGUAACGCACCGCGAUAGCUGUCUAGUCGAGAUUUUCCUCCAGAGAUACGUUUGCUUCAAUAACGGGAUUUUGCCGACGCACUGGCCAGAACCGAGUUUGGAUUCGCGGGAUGGGCAGUUGUCUUCGUGGCUCAAGGACGGGUUCCCCAUCGAUGUACAGAGGGAGAGCUUGGACGCGGACAGGAAGAGCCUGGAUGCGUUGCUUCUCACGUUAAGGUCAAGGCGGUAA
Alternaria atra is the source of this 1395-nucleotide messenger RNA. RefSeq lists its product as uncharacterized. The coding region runs from base 1 to 1395 and encodes 464 amino acids. The transcript has a single exon. The record is from RefSeq and is a predicted model, not a curated record. Lineage: Eukaryota; Fungi; Ascomycota; Dothideomycetes; Pleosporales; Pleosporaceae.